AUGUCUCUCAGUCGGCAGCCCAGGGGCUGCGGCCGGGCAGACGCCGCGAAACCCUCGCUCUCCCCCGCCCCGCUUCCGGGCCUGCCCGCCUCGGUAACGGAACCAGCGUCGGGUGGGGACAUCCUGGCUAGGCCCGGCCGGACCGUUCCUGAGGGUGGGACCGCGCUCCCCACAGGCCGGCGUCGCGAGGGCCUGCGUUACUCCUCCUCUUUCUCCUCCUUCUCCCGCGGCUUCUGCGCGGAGAGGCGUCGCCCGGGAUCUGGGCUGGGAAGCAGGACCUUUGUGGGAAGACAAGGCGGUUUUAUCACAGAGGGGAUAACGAGGCAGGGGAGAAAGGUUUCCUUAAAGACAGGAAAAAUGGAAGAAUCUGUAAACCAAAUGCAGCCACUGAAUGAGAAGCAGAUAGCCAAUUCUCAGGAUGGAUACGUAUGGCAAGUCACUGACAUGAAUCGUCUACACCGGUUCUUAUGUUUUGGUUCUGAAGGUGGAACUUACUAUAUCAAAGAACAGAAGUUGGGCCUUGAAAAUGCUGAAGCUUUAAUUAGAUUGAUUGAAGAUGGCAGAGGAUGUGAAGUGAUACAAGAAAUAAAGUCAUUUAGUCAAGAAGGCAGAACCACAAAACAAGAGCCUGUGCUCUUUGCACUUGCCAUUUGUUCCCAAUGCUCUGACAUAAGCACAAAACAAGCAGCAUUUAAAGCUGUUUCUGAAGUUUGUCGCAUUCCUACCCAUCUCUUUACUUUUAUCCAGUUUAAGAAAGAUCUGAAGGAAAGCAUGAAAUGUGGUAUGUGGGGACGUGCCCUCCGGAAGGCUAUAGCGGACUGGUACAAUGAGAAAGGUGGCAUGGCCCUUGCUCUGGCAGUUACAAAAUAUAAACAGAGAAAUGGCUGGUCUCACAAAGAUCUGUUAAGAUUGUCGCAUCUUAAACCUUCCAGUGAAGGACUUGCAAUUGUGACCAAAUAUAUUACAAAGGGCUGGAAAGAAGUUCAUGAAUUGUAUAAAGAAAAAGCACUCUCUGUGGAGACUGAAAAAUUAUUAAAAUAUCUGGAAGCUGUAGAGAAAGUGAAGCGCACAAGAGAUGAGCUAGAAGUCAUUCAUCUAAUAGAAGAACACAGAUUAGUUAGAGAACAUCUUUUAACAAAUCACUUAAAGUCUAAAGAGGUAUGGAAGGCUUUGUUACAAGAAAUGCCUCUUACUGCAUUACUAAGGAAUCUAGGAAAGAUGACUGCUAAUUCAGUACUUGAACCAGGAAAUUCAGAAGUAUCUUUAGUAUGUGAAAAACUGUGUAAUGAAAAACUAUUAAAAAAGGCUUGUAUACAUCCAUUUCAUAUUUUGAUUGCAUUAGAAACUUACAAGACAGGUCAUGGGCUCAGAGGAAAAUUGAAGUGGCGCCCUGAUGAAGAAAUUUUGAAAGCAUUAGAUACUGCUUUUUAUAAAACAUUUAAGACAGUUGAACCAACCGGAAAACGUUUCUUACUAGCUGUUGAUGUCAGUGCUUCUAUGAACCAAAGAGUUGUGGGUAGUAUACUCAACGCUAGUACAGUUGCUGCAGCAAUGUGCAUGGUUGUCACACGAACAGAAAAAGAUUCUUACGUAGUUGCUUUUUCAGAUGAAAUGGUACCAUGUCCAGUGACUACAGAUAUGACCUUACAACAGGUCUUAAUGGCUAUGAGUCAGAUCCCAGCAGGUGGGACUGAUUGCUCUCUUCCAAUGAUCUGGGCUCAGAAGACAAACACACCUGCUGAUGUCUUCAUUGUAUUCACUGAUAAUGAGACCUUUGCUGGAGGUGUCCAUCCUGCUAUUGCUCUGAGGGACUAUCGAAAGAAAAUGGAUAUUCCAGCUAAAUUGAUUGUUUGUGGAAUGGCAUCAAAUGGUUUUACCAUUGCAGACCCAGAUGAUAGGGGCAUGUUGGAUAUGUGUGGCUUUGAUACUGGAGCUCUGGAUGUAAUUCGAAAUUUCACGUUAGAUGUGAUUUAACCAUAAGGAGCAGCACAAACCAGAGAUCCAUUGCCAUCGGUGAUCUCACUUAAAAAUACACAGCUACUUCCCAGCAAAUCCCCAUCAAAUGAACGACGAUGGUAUAGUAUGUGCUCAAUGGAAAGUUACCUUUCCAAAAAAAAUGAACGAAAAAUAAGAUGGGCCCAAAGGUCUAUCUACUAAACUAGCUCUUGGGGAAAUAGCUUCAGGAUACUGUAGUUUCCUCUAGCUAACAGAGAACUUUUUAUUAAUAGAAACUGUAAAAUAGUUUUCCUUUGUUAAAUAAUACAUGUGUACUUAAAAGAGGUAAGAGCAAAAAGUGUAAUUCCACAUCAUGUCACUUGUUUCAAAGUGCUUAAUGUUUUCUUAAAUGUUUUCAUUGGGAAAGGACAGCUUUGAUAAUGUCCAAAUACUCUGAAAUGCACUAGACCAUGUAACUGUGAUGGAAUAUGAAACUCAUCUGUAACUUUUAUACAAAGGGGGUAAAAAAAAAAAACUAAGACAUUUGGUUAAAUUAUGAAUGAGUUUUACAAAUUCCUUUCAGAGUUUUCUAAGGUUACAGAAAUAACAGCUUUCUUAUUCAAUGAAAAAGAUAUUUCUGAUAUUUUAUUUGCACUUGUAGAAUAUGUUACCAUUAAUCAGAAACAUCAUGGCAACCUCUAAGAAUAAACUAAAGUUUGUGUUAGCUGAGGAAUUCUAUUUGGUUUGCUUUUUUUUUGCUUUGUUAUAUUUUAUUGCUGCAAGGGGUGUGACUUGAUAAUGCUUUUCCUCUGAAUUAUAACAUAGCCAGAUGUAGUCUCACACUUUUUUAAUAAUCUUAAGUGAAAAUAAUGUAAAAUGUUUCAAGCGCUUAACUCCCUCAUGCACAAAGUAUAGCAAUUAAAAUCUCAACUAUAACCAAAUUAGCUUUUUCCUUAUUUUUAAAAUAAAAAUUGUUUAAAUUAGUUUUAACUAGUUGUUUAGUCAAUAUUUUUAAAUUGUAUACCUGGCCUCUCUGCCCAUUAUUCAUUUUGUGGCAGAAUAUUCUUUGAUAAUGUAAAGAAAUAAUAAGGCAAUCUAUGUCCAUUAGAUUUGAAAGACAGUUUUUGAGUAGCAUAUGACCAGCUAACCAGUCACUAGGAAUUUUGUUUUCAAUAUUAUUUGUAUGUAUUAAACUUUUCAUUACAGUAAAGUGCAUUAUUUUCUUGAGAAAGUAUCCUUCAUUGUGAGGUUUAACAUUAAAGUAAUCUGUUGAAAUCCCAUUAUCUUUGCUUAUAAUUUUAUUAUGGUCGUCUAAGAUAGCUUACACAUGAAACUUGUCUGCAUACUCGUUCGCUAAAUAUGAGUUGAAGAUUUACUGAGGGUUUGUAAGAUCCUUCAGGCUGUUAUGUGAAAAGUUAAACUGUAGUUAAUGUAAAUUAUAGCCUUUUAGGUGCUUAGGGGUAGAGGUUUUAUGUUUUUUGGAACAGGGGGACUUCAGUAGUAUGAGGAUUUCUGUACAUAUUUUCUUCUGUUUUAUGUGAAAUUUGGGCUCUGAGAAUAAGAAAAUGUUCCUUUCAAAUGUAUUUGAUAUAUUAAUGCUAGUUUUGAUACGUACUCAUUCCUUCAAGGCGACUGGUAGCAGUUUUUAAGGGUGAUUUACCGGAGAUAUUUUUGGUGAGCAAAGCUCAUAGCACCCCCAUCCCCACUCAGAUAUGCAUUGCUUCUGAUAUUGCUCACGUUUUUAACCCUCUGUCAAGCAUUGAACUGAACAUAUUAGCUACUUUUGAUACAUUAAAAUAUUAUGUUCAGAUUGAAUUUAAAGUUUAAAGAAUCUAACAAUUAUAUAAUAGUUCUUGAAUUCUUUUAAACCCAAGAUCUUAAAAAUUAUAACAUGAUCAUUUUAUUCCUAAUAGAAAUGUUAUAGUACAAAAAUGUGUUACCUUCAGUUAAAUAUAGCACAAAAAUGUAUUACCUACUAUUUCCAUAAUGCUUUUAGACAAAUAUAUCUAUGAGUUAAUAUUAAAUCCAUCAAGGAUACAAGACUAGAUGGAUAUGACCUUUUUGAAGUGUUUAGGUAGGUCUAAUUAAAUGGACUAUGGUAACAUUUACAAAAGAAAAAAGUAGGAGAAGCUACCACAGAAGGUAACUUUUCACAUCAUGGCACAUUAGAGCCGAAAGAAACCUUAAAACCUAAAAGCUAAUUUUUAAAUUUUUGUUAGAGAGCUGAGGUCCAACACAGAAUGUGAUUCUCAAGUACUAUGACCUAGAAAUCUUGUUCUCUUCAUUCCUAUGCCAGAAUUUAUUUCCUCACAACAUGGGAACACAUGAUCUCAGAAGAGUAAAGGAUAAAAAAGAAUUUUUUAAGACUUUCACCUUAUUUGGUUAUUAGGAAAUAGUGUAUAUAUAUGAUUGCUUUAGGAGUAGACAAAUAGAAUGGGAACAUGUACAAUUUUGUAAUUCAUAGUAAUCCUUAAGCCCAAUUAACCUGUGUUGCUAUAUAUAUCUACAUAUAUAGAGAAAAAAGUAAAAACUUUACCUCAUUAUGAAUAAAAUGUACUGAUGUGAUAAACAAGUUUUUUAUUUCCUGAAUUCUACUUUUAGGAUCACUGUUAAAUUAAUAUUUGGGAAGAUACUGCUUUUAAAAACAACCCUAUAAGAAUAAACAAACUUUAUUUCCUAGGUAAUAUGUAAAUAGUUCCAGGAUAUAGUUGUAAUUAGCAAAACAAACUAAUCUUAUAGUCCCACCCUUUAUUAGUUGAAAGUUCUUGGAAAUUCCAUUUAUUAAUACUUAAAUUAUUUAGUAUCUAUUUUAUGAGGGUGUUAGUAAGGCGAGAUGCUGGUGAAUGGAAUUUAGUGUUACCCUUUGGAAACUCCUUUGCUUUUAUCUAAUUUACUGUGUGACUGUAGACAACCAAUUUAACCUAAGUGAUUUGAUUUUUUUUAUCUUUAAAAAGUAACAUAUCUGUGCUUAGAUCAUAGAAUAAUCAGUGAUUUAAUAUUUACAUAAAAAUUGAAACUGGGAAGAAGGCUCACAAUACAAGUUAGAAUUCUUUUUUCGUUUUUAGUUAAAAACACUCCUGUUAAUAUGUGUUUUGAAAGAUAUGUUUUAGAAAAAUAGCUCAAUAGGCCCAAUAAUUUUUUAAAACGUUCCUGUUCAGGGUGGAAAAAUUUAGAAGGAAAAUUUUCACAGCUAAAGUAUUACCCAAGAAAUCAUUAUUCUCUAUUGAAGAAAGAGAAAAAAUAUAUUUCAGGUCUAAGAUCUUCUUGGAUAGAUCUAGAAAAACAAGUUCAUACUCUAAGUGAGGAAAUGCUGUUAAGAAACUUUUUUUUUUGAGACAGGCUCUCACUCUGUCACCCAGGCUGGAGUGGCAUGAUCACGGCUCACUGCAGCCUUGACCUCCCGGGCUCAAGUGAUCCUCCCAAGUAGCCAGGACCACAGGUGUGCACUAUCAUGCUGGCUUUUUUUUUUUUUUUUUAAUUUUUGUAGAGACAGUGUCUCACUACAUUGCCCAGGCUGGUGUCAAACUCCUGGGCUCAAGGGAUCCUCCUGCCUCAGCCUCCUAAAGUGCUGGGAUUAGAGGCACGAGCCACUGCACACAGUCAGCAAACAUUCUCUUAAUCUUUUAAAGUAACCAGUAAACCUACAAAUAGUAAAAUACCAUUUUCACAGGGAUUUUUUUUUUCUUAUUUACUAGGUUUUAUAGAAACAAUGUGAAAUUAUUUUGGAAAGAUAAGGUAGAAUUCUUGAGUAAAUUUGAAGGUCUUACAAUUAAGUGAGAAACACCUUUAAAAGUACAGUAAAGCUAUACCUAAACAAUAACUAAAGGCUAAACCAUUGUAAUGUUGUGUUGGGCCUCUUUCACUUUGACCUAUUGUAGCCACAAACAAAUUUAUUGGUAACCAAUGCUAUUAGGUAUGUAUGAUGUUAGUAGGUAAUCAAAAAUGAAAAAUUCUAGUCUUACAUACCACAGGUUUGAAGUCAUUGUUAAGGCAAUAUCCCCUCUGGAGAAAUGUCAUAUGGCAUCAGCGUAAACAUGCACAAGAAAGAAUAUGAAAAAAAAAUGACAGCUUAAUCUAUGAAAUUAAUUGUAUUUACUGUAUGGAUUUUAUUUAGUGUUUCCUUGAUGUCUGUUUCCUCAUCUCUUAUUUGUUGGAAGAUUACUUUUCUACCUUUUUUUUUCUUUUAAAAUUCCUUUCUUACAUUUCUGUCCUCUUUUUCUCUAGUCCUUCUCUAUCUGGAUAAUAAAAUGGACGACAGCAAAGUCACCUGCAUAUAGGUUUGGGAUGAACCUUUUGCAGAUUGUUUUUUGGUUCAUACAAGUAUAAGAUCAUAUUUUUUUUUCAACUUAGUAAUAGGCAAGGCUUCUUGGAAUAUUAAAUAGAUUGAUUCAGUCUCUUCCCCAAAUCAAAUUGUAUUAUGUAACUUUUAUAUUAGAUGUUUGCAAAAAUUCUGUUGCCCUUUAAGAUCAGUUAUUAAGCCUUUGUUUGUAAUUAUAAAUCUUAUCUAGCUAUGUUGAAAAUCUAAGUGUUUACGAUAUAAGUACUCUUAGAAAAAUAAUUAACUGAUUAUUUCUUCACAAAAUAGGUUUCUCAAUCCUUGUAUUUCAUAAUUAUAAAGAUCACUGUCAAUAUUUCACUGAGCACAUAUAGAGAUACAUAGCUUGUGGCAUAAAAAGUCUUAUAAAUAACAUUCAGAAGGGGCUUUUUUUUAACUGGUACUUUUGCUUUUUUGAAAAUUAUGAAGUUAAAAUUUAACUCGAAGGUAAUAUUUUUCAUGUAUAAAACUAAUCGUGUAUUUAAGCAUACUGUUUGAAUAAAAUUAUAAUAAAUGCCACGUUUUCUUAAACCUUGAAAAUACCAAGCUAUAUUGGAAAGUAGUAGAAAGAAACAAACUGGUGAGAACAUCUUACAAAAUUAUAUUGCAGAAAUUAAGAUGAUUUUCAGGGAGAAUGAAUUUAUAUAUACAACAAAAAUAUACAAAAGCUAACUUGCUCAUCCUAAAAAGAUUUUUCGCUUUGCUUCUAUUUUAUUUAGCCAUACCGUGUACCAUAUUAAUUUUAUGAACACAAAUGAUACUUAACUUUUCAUUUUAAAAUGUUUAUAUUUAUGCACUUUUAGACAUCGGAAUCUAUGCUUGAACCAAGGAAAUAGUAAAUUAGCUGUAGGUCUGCUGGUUUCACUUAAUGGAUACGUGGGUAAGGACAGUGAAUGAAAUUCAAACCCUGCAAUUUUACAUAUCAUUACCAGAUACAACUGGUGGAAUAUUAUAUCAACAAACAUACUGAAACUUGGCUUUAUUUGUAAUGUGAACUAUGUAGAAUCCAUACAUAGCUAAAUUAGAUUUAAAAUCUUAUACAAUCAAGGAAAAGCGUUUUUGUUGCACUGUUACUCUGAGUAUCAACUGUAUAUUUGGUAUGGUGUGACUGGGCAUAACUUUUGUAAUGUGUGUGAGUUAUAUGUUUUUCCUUUUAUUGCCAGCUUCUGAUAAUGAAAUUUCCAAAAGGAUGAGAUAGAAGAAUCAUCUUUUAUAAAAACCAGUGGGGAGUAGAGUACUAUAAUCUAGUUCUAAACUGUCCAUUUGCUUUAUAUAAAGGCUUUGAUUUCUCUAUUUGAUGAAUAUUUAAAUUACACAGAAUAAUGUCUACAUAGAAUAAACUUAAGUAUGCAAGAGCCUUAAAGUGAAAAAAUGAACCUUCUGACUGCCUUAAAAUAUGACUUGCUCUGUAAUUCAGGCAUACUAGUUUCUUUCCUUGGGGUCUGUUUAAAUAAUGCCUUAAUAGUGUUCUAAUGUUUCUAAAGUACAGAACUCAAAGGGUCUUUUAGAGCUUUUAGGUUUACAUAGUGAAUGGAAAUUUAAGUAUUAAGUUUUAAAAGCUGAUUAUACAUUGGUAAUAUAAACAUCCAUUAACAGGAAAAUCUAGGUACACUGAUGUGUUACACAUACAUGACUGUUAACAUCAGUAAUAUUUUGUGAUAGUUUAAGGUUUGUUACUGUUUUGUAUAACAAAUUAUCCAACACGCUGGACUUUAUAACAUGACCUCCAAGGACCAAGUUGCAUAUUUAACACUAUGAAUGAAAAUGCAGUUGUACAGUUCCAAAAAUGAUUAAUUUUUAAGGGGAUUUUUCAAGACAAAAGGCAAAUAUUUUGUUUCAAGACAAAAGGCAAAUAUUUUGUUUCAAGCCUACAAGCAAAUUUAUUCCAAGAAGUGAAUAGAGCAGUAAAACAUAAAGACUAUUGCAAUAAAAAGUUUCCAGGCCAGUGAUUUGUUUAAUUACAUUGACAUAUUUACAUGCACUUUGCCUUUCAAAGCAGGAAUAUGUUAUAAAACUGAAAGAAAACUUUAAAUUGUCAAGUUGGUGCUUUAAUUAAAGGUAUGUAAAAUUUAUUUCAUUUGCAAGGAAAGGACCCAGAAGCGGGGGACCGGGAGCUUCCUAGGUCUGUUGAUAAACUAACUGAUGCUUUGUCCCGUCUUCCAAGUUUUCACUGUAAAUAACACCUAACAAUGUAAUUUUGCUGUUUUCUAAUAGGGAAUGAAUGAAUAUAUUAAUGUAUUACAUUUGUUUCAUGAUAAAAGUUUUCACCAAUACUGUGAAAUCUUGACUUUCUCUCCUUUCUAGUCUUGCAAAAUACCCUACUAAAUCAAUCAUUUUAGACAUGGAGUGCAGGUGGACACUGUCUGAACUGUUGCUGGUCAGUUACUGUAAAAAUUGAUAGAUGUACCAAAUAAACUCUAUGCAUAUUAA
Messenger RNA from Callithrix jacchus (white-tufted-ear marmoset), 8680 nucleotides. RefSeq names its product Ro60, Y RNA binding protein (gene RO60). NCBI's taxonomy places the organism in Eukaryota, Metazoa, Chordata, Mammalia, Primates, Cebidae. Gene Ontology annotation, molecular function: RNA binding. Gene Ontology annotation, cellular component: ribonucleoprotein complex. The record is from RefSeq and is a predicted model, not a curated record.